This is a messenger RNA of Dermacentor andersoni, 904 nucleotides long. RefSeq lists its product as uncharacterized. Lineage: Eukaryota; Metazoa; Arthropoda; Arachnida; Ixodida; Ixodidae. The record is from RefSeq and is a predicted model, not a curated record.
CAUCGCUUUUGAUUUGUUCUACAUUUGUGAUCUAGCCAGAGUUCCUUUACAGACUUUGCAUUGGUCUUUGUGCCCAGCGGUCAACUCGCUUCCACCACCUGUGAAGUCUAGGGAAGCCAUGACGCUCGAGAAGAAUGGCCAGAGGGGCACAGCGGGCAGCGGCGACACCUCGGCCGAAGACGACGCGGACGAGUCGGUCCCGUCGCACACGCUGGCCAAGUCGAGCAGCACGCCGGCCGUACCGCUGCCGGGUGAGGAGAACCCGCUGUUCGAGCUCGACAAGCGCGUGCCGCCCACGGCCCGCGUCACAGCCACCGGCGACUCGCACCACGCUGUCAGGAAGGCGCACACUGUCCCCAAGCACAGGCACAUGACGCAUAAUCGACAAGCCAGCCGCAACGUGGAACUCAGCAAACCGCCGACGGUCUUCAAGAACGCCACCGGCGCCACGACCAAGAACACUCGAAUCCUGGCGUGCUUUAUAUCUGGCGAUACCCCGACAAGCAUGGACGCUUUGCCACCACCCGGAAUUUGUGAUUACCUCAUCUAUACGCGCGCCGGCUAUGCCAGAGGUCGCCUUCGUUUCGCCUACCCGUCCACGUUCAAGAAGUUUCGCGAGCAGGCUCGCGUCGCCCAGUCGACCAGCGUUCGCAGUGGCUGGGGCGUUGCGCUGAACGCGGCCGAAGCGAUGUCGGGCCAGAGCGGCGUCUGGGGCGAGCACCGGCAAGAGUUCGGGCUGCAAGUGCAGCGGCUGCUCGUCGCCUACGGCAUCUCCUGUUUUGGCCUAGCCGACGUCCACACCACGGCGGCCGACUUCAUCGAUACUGCCAACGACUACCUGGACUUCUAUAAGGUGUGCCGCCGUACGACAACGAUGCAGGGGACGUGCCGAUGGAUACUGUGA